AUGUCAAGUAAAGCGAAGACAAGCGAUGCAAGCAUAUGCACUGAAAGCUAUCUUGCAAAGAUAUACAUUAGCCAGCCAAUCUCUCUUCCAGAUGACAUCAGCAGGUAUGUUCUUAAUCCAAUGAAUGUGGAGGGAGAGAUUGCAUACUUGGAAAAGUACGUAGAGUCAAACGAUGUUGACCUCACAAGAGUUGUGUUCAUCAUCGAAGUGCUUGGAAAGUGUGUCCACAAGCAUUCUGAGUUUAGGAUGUACAUGAAUGUUGUAACAAAAAUACUUGAGAAGUACAAAGACUACCAGUACUCUGUAUUCUGUUUAAGGAUCAUUAAGCUGGUUGUAUCGUCAAAGUUCUACACGCCGAUCUCAUUCUAUCUGAUAAGGAUACUCAAGGAUGCAAUAUCCUCGCGUAACAUUGUUGCAUCUCAUAAGAAAGUGAGCUACGACUCAAUCAAGCCAAGCCCGGAGAGAAUAAAGAGCGAAGAACACCAGAUGUUUGUGAUAACCGAGGCAAAUGCCCUACUCGUCAUGCACCUGUCCACGUUCUCGAAGAAUAUUGGGUUUCCAGAGCUUGCUGCUGUGGUCAUCAACGAGUUGAAAAAGCUAAGAAUCGGCAUAUACAGGGAAAUGAUCGAAAAUAUAAUAUCAUGCAUCGCAAAGCAGAGGGAAUAUGUCAUUGAGAAACGCAAAAAGCUGAAAUUAAGCGGAAUCGAUGGAAAAGCGAUUUCAUUGUUUGAGAGCACUAUUGAAAAAACACUGCAGUAA
Messenger RNA from Ordospora pajunii, 759 nucleotides. RefSeq names its product putative nucleolar protein. Gene Ontology annotation, cellular component: nucleoplasm; nucleolus; Noc1p-Noc2p complex. The transcript has a single exon. The record is from RefSeq and is a predicted model, not a curated record. Gene Ontology annotation, biological process: ribosomal large subunit biogenesis. The coding region runs from base 1 to 759 and encodes 252 amino acids. Lineage: Eukaryota; Fungi; Microsporidia; Ordosporidae.